GCGCGCGCGGCAGCCCCGCGGCACAGAGAGCGGAGCGGGGAGCGCGGGCCGGCGGCGGAGGCGAAGAGGGAGGGCUCGAGCGCAGACGGCCGACGCGCGGCGCGGCUGCCAUGGGCGCGCAGUGACCGGCUGUUCAGCGCGAACUUCCUCGGCGGCGCGGAGCUCCCUGGCUGGCGGUGCGUCUCCUCGGUCACCAUGAAAGACGACUUUGCAGAGGAGGAGGAGGUGCAGUCCUUCGGUUACAAGAGGUUUGGUAUUCAGGAAGGAACACAAUGUACCAAAUGUAAAAAUAACUGGGCACUGAAGUUUUCUAUCAUAUUAUUAUACAUUUUGUGUGCCUUGCUAACAAUCACAGUAGCCAUUUUGGGAUACAAAGUUGUAGAAAAAAUGGACAAUGUUACGGGUGGCAUGGAGACAUCUCGCCAAACCUAUGAUGACAAGCUUACAGCAGUGGAAAGCGACCUGAAAAAAUUAGGGGACCAAACUGGGAAGAAAGCCAUGAGCACCAACUCAGAACUCUCUACCUUCAGAUCAGACAUACUGGAUCUUCGUCAGCAGCUUCGUGAGAUUACAGAGAAAACCAGCAAGAACAAAGAUACUCUGGAGAAGUUACAGGCAAGUGGGGAUGCACUGGUGGACAGGCAAAGUCAACUGAAAGAAACUUUGGAGAAUAACUCUUUCCUCAUCACCACCGUAAACAAAACCCUCCAGGCGUAUAAUGGCUACGUCACAAAUCUGCAACAAGACACCAGCGUGCUGCAGGGCAACCUGCAGAGCCAAAUGUACUCUCAUAACGUGGUCAUUAUGAACCUCAACAACCUGAACCUGACCCAGGUGCAGCAGAGGAACCUCAUCACUAAUCUGCAGCGGUCUGUGGAUGAUACAAGCCAAGCUAUCCAGCGAAUCAAGAAUGACUUCCAAAAUCUGCAGCAGGUUUUCCUUCAAGCCAAGAAGGACACUGAUUGGCUGAAGGAGAAAGUGCAGAGCUUACAGACACUGGCUGCCAAUAACUCUGCCUUGGCCAAAGCUAACAAUGACACCCUGGAGGAUAUGAACAGCCAGCUCAAUUCAUUCACAGGUCAGAUGGACAACAUCACCACAGCCUCACAAGCCAAUGAGCAGAACCUGAAAGACCUGCAGGAUGUACACAAGGAUGCGGAGAAUAGAACAGCCAUCAAGUUCAGCCAGUUGGAGGAACGCUUCCAGCUCUUUGAGACGGAUAUUGUGAACAUCAUUAGCAACAUCAGUUACACUGCCCACUACCUGCGGACGCUGACCAGCAAUCUGAAUGAAGUCAGGACCACGUGCACAGAUACAUUGGCCAAACACACAGAUGAUCUGACCUCCUUGAAUAACACACUGGCCAACAUCCGUUUGGAUUCUGUUUCUCUUAGGAUGCAACAAGAUAUGAUGAGGUCAAGGUUAGACACUGAAGUAGCCAACUUAUCAGUGAUUAUGGAAGAAAUGAAGCUGGUAGACUCCAAGCAUGGUCAGCUUAUCAAGAACUUUACAAUACUGCAAGGUCCUCCUGGCCCCAGGGGUCCAAAAGGUGACAGAGGACAACAGGGACCCCCUGGUCCCACUGGCAACAAAGGACAGAAAGGAGAGAAGGGGGAGCCUGGUCCACCUGGCCCCGCCGGUGAGAGGGGCCCAAUUGGGCCCAUUGGCCCCCCCGGAGAGCGUGGCGGCAAAGGCUCCAAAGGCUUGCAGGGCCCCAAGGGCUCCCGUGGAUCCCCCGGGAAGCCCGGUCCUCAGGGCCCCAGUGGGGACCCAGGCCCCCCCGGCCCACCAGGCAAGGAUGGACUCCCUGGCCCUCAGGGCCCUCCUGGCUUCCAGGGACUGCAGGGCACCGUGGGAGAGCCGGGGGUGCCUGGACCACGGGGGCUGCCAGGCUUGCCUGGGGUGCCAGGCAUGCCAGGCCCAAAGGGCCCCCCUGGCCCCCCAGGCCCAUCAGGGGCAGCGAUGCCCCUAGCCCUACAGAACGAGCCAACCUCAGCACCCGAGGCCAAUGGCUGCCCACCUCACUGGAAGAACUUCACGGAUAAAUGCUACUAUUUUUCGGUUGAGAAAGAAAUUUUUGAGGAUGCAAAACUCUUCUGUGAAGACAAGUCUUCACAUCUCGUUUUCAUAAACACAAGAGAGGAACAGCAAUGGAUAAAGAAGCAAAUAGUAGGGAGAGAUAGCCACUGGAUCGGCCUCACAGACGCAGAGCAUGAAAAUGAAUGGAAGUGGCUGGAUGGGACGUCUCCAGAGUAUAAAAAUUGGAAAGCUGGACAGCCAGAUAACUGGGGUCAUGGCCACGGGCCAGGAGAAGACUGUGCCGGGCUGAUUUAUGCUGGACAGUGGAAUGACUUCCAGUGUGAAGACGUCAAUAACUUCAUUUGCGAAAAGGACAGAGAGACAGUACUAUCAUCUGCAUUAUAAUGGACUGUGAUGUAAUAAACAUGAGCAAAUUUCUGGAUGGUUCUCAAAGACAAAGGAUACUUCUUUCUGAUUGUAUCACCUUCUCUCCAGAUUG
This is a messenger RNA of Zalophus californianus (California sea lion), 2518 nucleotides long. It is a transcript of the gene COLEC12, whose product is annotated as collectin subfamily member 12. Bases 196 to 2424 code for a protein of 742 amino acids. NCBI's taxonomy places the organism in Eukaryota, Metazoa, Chordata, Mammalia, Carnivora, Otariidae. Gene Ontology annotation, molecular function: signaling receptor activity. The transcript is spliced from 10 exons. The record is from RefSeq and is a predicted model, not a curated record.